ACAAUGCCUCCAAGCAGAAGUAAAACGCCGCCCCCUGCUCAAGGAAUUCAAGGAAAAAGAGAUGUAGCUAAAGGUAAAGUACCUAAUGCAGAAAAGAGAGAGCCUGGUCCUAGACAGGCAGCUGUAAAUGCAGCUGUUCAAAGAGUUCAGGUACUGCCAGAUGCUGAUACGCUAUUACAUUUUGCCACAGAAAGCACACCAGAUGGGUUUUCUUGCUCUUCUAGCCUGAGUGCUCUGAGUCUCGAUGAGCCAUUUAUACAGAAAGAUGUAGAAUUAAGAAUAAUGCCUCCAGUUCAUGAAAAUGAACAUGGAAAUGAAGCAGAAUCUGAACAGUCAGAUGAUAUGAAGGAUAACCAAGAGAAGAAAGUAGAGAAGCCUACUGAAGCAGAAAAAGACAUUCUGGAUGAUUCUGAUGAUGAUGAUGAUAUUGAAAUACUGGAAGCCUGUAUUAUUUCUGCUAUGCCAACAAAGUCUUCACGUAAAGCUAAAAAGCCUUCUCCGGCAUCUGCUCCAAAAAUACCUCCUCCUGUAGCCAGAAAGCCCAGCCAGUUGCCAGUUUACAAACUUUUGCCUUCACAAAACAGACUGCAAUCCCAAAAGCAUGUGAGUUUUACACCGGGAGAUGAUAUGCCACGGGUAUAUUGUGUUGAAGGUACACCAAUAAAUUUUUCAACAGCUACAUCUCUGAGUGAUCUCACAAUAGAAUCACCCCCAGCUGAGUUGGUCAAUGUAGACAGUGUGGGUUCGGGAGCAGAGACAGGGGAAUUUGAAAAGCGAGACACCAUUCCUACGGAAGGCAGAAGUAUAGAUGACUCUCAGAGAGCAAAAGGCUCAACUGUGACCCCCCCAGGCCUGGAUGAUGACAGAACAGAAGAGGGUGAUAUUCUGGCUGAGUGCAUUAACUCAGCUAUGCCAAAAGGAAAAAGUCACAAACCUUUCAGAGUGAAGAAGAUAAUGGAUCAAAUUCAACAAGCAUCUUCAUCUCUGAGUAAUAAAAACCAGCCAGAAGGUGAGAAAAAGAAGCCAACAUCACCAGUGAAACCUGUUCCCCAAACCAAUGAAUACAGAGCACAUAUAAGAAGAAACACAGAGCCUAAAAGCAAUAUUAAUAAUGAAAGAAGCUAUCCAGAGAACAGAGACACAAAGAAACAGAAUCUUAAGAAUAAUUCAAGAGAUUUUAAUGACAAAUUGCCAAAUAAUGAAGAGCGGGCAAGAGGAAGCUUUGCAUUUGAUUCCCCUCAUCAUUACACGCCUAUUGAGGGAACUCCUUACUGUUUUUCACGGAAUGAUUCCCUAAGUUCUUUAGAUUUCGAUGAUGAUGAUGUUGACCUUUCAAGGGAGAAGGCAGAAUUAAGAAAAGGAAAAGAAGCAAAGGAAACAGAAACUAAAGACUGCACUAAUUCAGAGCAGUCUUCAAAUCAGCAACCAAGUAACAGGGCACAGGUUUGUCAAAAACACCCAACAGGCAGAAGCCAGCCUAAAACUUUCUCUCAGACAACUAAAGAUAUUCCAGACAGAGGAGCAGCUACAGAUGAGAAAAUGCAGAAUUUUGCUAUCGAAAACACACCUGUUUGUUUUUCUCGCAAUUCAUCUCUUAGUUCCCUCAGUGAUAUUGAUCAAGAAAACAAUAACAGCAAAGAAGGGGAACCCUCAAAACAUACUGAGGCUCCCAAUUCACAGAUGGAAACAAGCAGACCACAGCCUUCUGGUUACGCACCUAAAUCAUUUCAUGUUGAAGAUACUCCUGUAUGUUUCUCCAGAAACAGCUCUCUGAGUUCUCUUAGUAUAGACUCAGAAGAUGAUCUUUUGCAGGAAUGAAUUAGUUCUGCUAUGCCUAAGAAGAAAAAACCCUCAAGAAUAAAGAGUGAAAGUGACAAAAAUAAUUCCAGAAAUACAGGUGGUAUAUUGGCAGAAGAUUUAACACUGGACUUGAGAGAUAUACAGAGGCCAGAAUCAGAACAUGGUUUCUCACCUGAUUCAGAGAACUUUGAUUGGAAAGCUAUACAAGAAGGUGCAAAUUCUAUAGUUAGUAGCUUGCAUCAAGCUGCGGCUGCUGCAUCACUGUCUAGACAGGCUUCAUCGGACUCUGAUUCUAUCCUUUCAUUAAAAUCUGGUAUUUCUCUGGGGUCGCCAUUUCAUCUGACCCCAGACCAAGAAGAAAAGCCUUUCACUAGUAAUAAAGGUCCAAGAAUUCUUAAGCCAGGAGAGAAGAGUACACUGGAGUCUAAAAAAGUAGAAUCUGAAAGCAGGGGAAUCAAAGGAGGAAAGAAAGUGUAUAAAAGUAUAAUUACAGGCAAAGCUCGCUCCAAUUCAGAAGUUUCCAGCCAGUUGAAGCAACCACAACAGACAAGUGUGCCUUCAAUUUCACGUGGUAGGACAAUGAUCCAUAUUCCAGGAGUUCGAAAUAGUUCUUCAAGUACUAGUCCUGUUUCCAAAAAAGUUCCUCCACUAAAAAACACAAACUCCAAGAGUCCCAGUGAAGGCCAAAGUUUAACUAGUUCUCCAAGAGGAGUCAAGUCAUUGGUGAAACCUGAGCCAGCUCCUGUUACUAGGCAACCAUCAGGAUUUAACCAGAGUGGAUCAAGUAAAGGACCUUCUAGAUCAGGGUCUAGAGAAUCCACUCCUUCUAGACCUCAACAGCAACCAUUAAGUAGGCCUCUGCAGUCUCCUGGCCGAAACUCAAUUUCCCCAGGAAGAAAUGGUUUAAGUCCUCCUAACAAGUUGUCUCAGUUGCCAAGGACGUCAUCUCCUAGCACAGCUUCAACUAAGUCUUCAAGUUCAGGUAGAAUGUCAUACACGUCACCAGGGAGACAGAUGAGCCAGCAGAACCUUACAAAGCAAGCUACCUUACCUAAGAGUACCAGUAGCAUUCCACGAAGUGAGUCUGCUUCAAAAGGGUUAAACCAAGCUCUCAGCAGUGGUGGAUCAAACAAAAAGACUGAACUAUCCAGAGUGUCAUCCACAAAAUCUAGUGGAAGUGAAUCUGACAGAUCUGAGAGACCUGUUCUUGUUCGUCAGUCAACUUUUAUUAAAGAAGCUCCGAGUCCAACUCUAAGACGGAAAUUAGAAGAGUCAGCUUCAUUUGAAUCUCUGUCUCCUUCCAGGCCAGAUUCUCCCACAAGGUCGCAACUACAGACCCCAGUUUUAAGCCCAUCUCUUCCUGAUAUGUCUUUAUCCACUCAUUCAACUGCCCAGACUAGUGGUUGGCGAAAAUUACCCCCUAAUCUGAGUCCUUCUGUAGAGUAUGAUGGGAGACCAGUGAAACGUCAUGACAUAGCUCGUUCUCAUUCUGAGAGUCCGUCUAGAUUGCCUAUCAACAGAUCAGGAACAUGGAAGCGUGAGCACAGUAAGCAUUCCUCGUCACUUCCUCGUGUCAGCACUUGGCGAAGAACUGGAAGUUCCUCCUCAAUUCUGUCAGCUUCUUCAGAAUCCAGUGAAAAGGCAAAAAGUGAGGAUGAAAAGCAACAUGGAAGCUCUCUUUCUGGACACAAGCAAAGUAAAGAAAACCAAGCACCAGCAAAAGGUACUUGGAGAAAAAUAAAAGAAACUGAAAUUCCUCAGAUAAUGAAUGAUCCUCAGCAUUCUUCGUCAGGUGCCACAAAUGGCUCUGAUUCCAAAACUCUCAUCUAUCAGAUGGCACCAGCUGUCUCUAAGACAGAGGACGUGUGGGUGAGGAUAGAGGACUGCCCAAUUAACAAUCCUCGAUCUGGAAGGUCCCCUACUGCAAAUACUCCCCCUGUUAUUGACAGU
Molecule: messenger RNA, 3750 nt
Organism: Mesitornis unicolor (brown roatelo)
Lineage: Eukaryota; Metazoa; Chordata; Aves; Mesitornithiformes; Mesitornithidae
Product: adenomatous polyposis coli protein-like
Exons: 1
Biological process (GO): nervous system development; negative regulation of canonical Wnt signaling pathway; regulation of cell differentiation
Cellular component (GO): catenin complex; cytoplasmic microtubule; beta-catenin destruction complex
Molecular function (GO): microtubule binding; beta-catenin binding; gamma-catenin binding
Source: RefSeq, a predicted model, not a curated record